Molecule: messenger RNA, 1941 nt
Organism: Owenia fusiformis
Lineage: Eukaryota; Metazoa; Annelida; Polychaeta; Sabellida; Oweniidae
Source: the annotation of a GenBank genome assembly
CCCUAAGCCAACCAAAAAGAAAACUCAGGUGUAUGUCGUUACUAUUCACCGAAAGACGGAAUUUGGUGUCGAAAAGUCUACGUAUCCAUAUUGGAGUUGGAAACCCUGCAUCACGUGCCAACAUGAGAGACCUCCCAGGGUGCACCACUGUCACGUGUGCAGAACCUGUAUACUCAAGCGUGACCACCAUUGCUUUUUCACCGGCACUUGCAUCGGGCUCAACAAUCAACGCCAUUUUGUGGUAUUUGUAUGGUGGACGGCAAUAGCAACGACAUUCUCUCUGGUACAUGGCAUAGCCUACUGUUACUGGUAUUUUCUGGCAGAUUCCUGGUGCAUGGACGUUAUCUUACCCGUGACCGUCUUCCGUUGCAUUAUGGGUUAUGACGUAUCGUACUUCAAAUGUCUCCUCGUCGCGAUUGGUUACUCCUUGCUAUGGUUCUGUCCAAUCUGUUGGAAGUUCGUGUUCGACCAAUUUUACACAAUUAGCAAUGGAAUUACAACGUUUGAGCUGGGUAACGAAAUCAAGGUGGUCAAUACAAACAGUUGUAGGAGGAACAUAAGAGGGGUCUUCGGCAAUUAUUGGAUUAUCAAUUUCAUCAUUCCAUUACAUUUGAUCUUCAAGCCGCACGAUUCUGGUGUGUACUGGCACGGAGUCAGUGCUUGAAAGACAACAAUUUGAACCUGACAAGAGUAACAGUCAGUCAUGCAGUGAAACAUAACCAGAACGCAUCGCUUCAAAAAUAUCUAUGAUAAUAUUAGUUUCCAAUUACUCUUUGAAAAGUUCCCACUCGUCUCAAUAACAGUGGGUUUGAGAACAAAAAUAAAAUUAAAAUGAUUUUAAUUUUUUAUUCAGAAUAUUACUUUCACACUUUCUGGGCAUACCCUGUAAUACCCUUUUUCAAACUGUAUUUCUUCAUAAAUAAAAAUAAAGAAUCGAGUAUGGUACAUGGCAAGUAAUUUUAGACAGUAAUUUUGACGAUCUUCUCAUAUAUAUUUCUUAUUAGAAUAAUUGUUUCCCACCAAGUAAAGUUCCGUGGAUAGUAAAAUUAUCGAUCGGAAUCUCCGAAAAGGUGGAUUAGGACCCUACCUAUAUUUUUCAAAGUGAUUUUAUUUUCUAAAAAUAACAUCCUUUUUUAUUACAUAAAUAGUUUAAUAGCAAGAUUAUUACUAAUUGAUUAAAUACAAUUAAACAUUAUUAUGUCCAAAAAUGGAGGCGAAAUAAAUAUUAAAUCUUACAAGGCAUUAACAUGCAAAAUGUUACCACCUGCCAUUUGUUACAGACGUCAAACGCCGAACACAGUCCACAAAAAGGUUGGAGACUGUCAUUACUUGUAGUGGUGAUAUAAACAUGAUACUAUAGAUUAUAUAUUCACUUUACUGACCAGUGCGAUUUAAGAAACUGUUGACAUGAGACGAUAUGAGAGAAAUUAAGAUCCUUUUUAGAAAAUAAAUCCGACAUUUUGACAAGUGUCCGGAGAUUCUAAACAUUGGAUUUUGGAGAGUUGGUAUUUUUCUAUCCUGUUAAUUUUCCUAUACACGAAGAAAACAUAUUAUUUCAAAAAUGAAAACUGUUACAGAGUGAGACGCCGAACGCCGAUCACAAAAAACGGUGGCUAUAACAUUAAUCACACUUUAACCUAGAAUGGCCAAAAUCUUAUCAGAAGUUGAUACUGCUUUGUAGAAAUUCCAAGUUGAGCAGAUAGACGAUUUUCCUUGAAUUUUGAUGACAAGAUUUAUAUGGCGACGCCAGUCCAUACACUGCAUGCAAGCAGGACCGCCCGCCCGACAAUAUAGCACUUUCUCAAAGAGCGAUAAAAACAUGCUAAAUCAGCCAAGCAUUCCAGAGUAAGAGUUUUUAGUUCUGUUAUGAUCAGAAAAUAUGGAAAAGAUCAAGUUCCAUAAAAUUGGUUCACACAUGAGACUGAAACUAUUUCAGUGGAU